Molecule: messenger RNA, 7229 nt
Organism: Symsagittifera roscoffensis
Lineage: Eukaryota; Metazoa; Xenacoelomorpha; Acoela; Convolutidae
Product: eukaryotic translation initiation factor 4 gamma 1-like
Exons: 17
Coding region: 566-6370 (1934 amino acids)
Cellular component (GO): eukaryotic translation initiation factor 4F complex
Molecular function (GO): mRNA binding; protein binding; translation initiation factor activity
Source: RefSeq, a predicted model, not a curated record
UAACCAUUAGAACCACCAAUGUUCAAUUCUUCUAUUGUGUUCGUGGCAUUCUACAUUUGAUUUUGGCAAUCUGUGUCCAAGUGGUUCCAUGAGCAAAUUGCAUUUACUAUCUUGCCAUAGUCGAGCCCCAAAUUGUUCUUCAGUAUUAGUUUUCUGCGCAAGAACCUGCGGCUUAAUUACCAGCGGGCCAAUUACGUCCAAGAAAUUAAAUUAAAACCAGUUGGUCAAAGAAAUUAUUGAUCAAGUUCAUUCAACUCUUUAGCGCUAAUUACUGCCAAAUAAUGCCUGCCUAAACUGGUUGUGAAAAAUUGUCAUUUCAUUAAAAUUAUUUGAAUACAUAGACAGUUUUCCUGGUUAGCUAAAUUAAAUCUUAGUUCGAUUAUUCUUUUAAUUCUGUUCUUUUUUUAAUUUUUAAAUCCCAAAUUAAUUGAAUCUUGAUUAAGCGCAUGGUAAGCAUAUGGAUAGAUGCUUUCGUUAUUCGGCUUAUUACCUUUGCCAACCGCAAUUUCAGACAAUGGGGCAUGUUCCCAUAGGUGGGUUUUUACCCGCCGACUCUUACUAAACGAUGCAUCUUGGAAAUCAUCCGAGACAACAACCUCAGCCGUUUUUGAAUCAGCAGCAAGCUUCUCUACCCAACAACAACGCAUCGGGGAACUUUUCUUCUCCCCACCAACAACAACAACAACAACAGCAGGCGUUCAACAACCAACAGCAACUUCAGCAGCAGCGACAGUCUCAACCCAAUCAGAUGUCCAACAACAGUGCGGCAAAUGCGUACGCAACCAACGGAGUCUAUUCCUUGCAGCAGGGACCUCACCCACACCAGCAGUUUGCAAUGUAUUCCCAAGCGAAUGCCCACAGAGAUCAACAGCAGCACUUCAUGCAACAUCACCAGAAUCCGCAGUUCACGCCCAACGUGGUCUACUCGACCAACCAGGCCCAUGCGGCCAUGAUUCCACACCACCUGGUCAUACAAGCCCAACAGGCUCAACAAGCGCAACAAAUGGCACAUGCUCACGCCCAGGGCAUGUACCGGGCACCCUACGCCCAGGCACUGCCAGCAAUGCAUCAUGCGGCUGCAGGCGGCUUGAUAAUGCAGCAUCAAGGGAAUUUGAAUGCCCAUCACAUGCAGUUUAUGCAGCAGCAGCAGCAGGCUGUGAACAUGCAUGGACACAUGAACAGACCUCAGCUACCGCAGAAUAUGGUAGCCCAUUACCAGCAACACAUGGCCGCAGCUGCCAACGGACACCCGGAAAGCGGUGGAAUGCACCCUGGCAUGUACGGACAGUUCCAACAGCAAUCGAAUCCAAACGGACCAGCGGCCAACGCAAUGUCGCAUGUCUAUCAACACCCGCAGAGCAACGGAAUGGUAACUACAUCGGCCAACAUGGCAGCACAGCAGCAAGAAAAUAUCAACACUCAUCAACACCACUCAUACAACAGUGCCGUAACAUCUGGCAACAACCGCAACAUAAACGUGACGGCCGGCGUUACAGCAUCGGCAAGUGGCGCAUCGACAACUUCAGUCCACCACUCGGACGCGUCAUUGCCUAGUACUUCAGUUGCCCAGUCGGAUACCAACGCAACCAAUCCUUCUCCAGCAUCCACUCCCAGUUUGACAGCAGCAGCUCCGCCCGCCCCCAAGCCCAGAACCAAGAUUGUGAUCAAGGACGCAGAUAACAAGGAAAUAGACAUCAAAGCCAUUGCCUCGACCAAUACGGACCCGAAACCGGGAAUCGCAAUCUCAGAUGCUAAAACAGCUAGUGGAAAUGCGAGACCUCACAAAUCAGUGGAGAUUAAAUCAAAACCAUCCGAUUCCAAUACGGACAUCGUCGCCGAAAACGGAUCCACCAAAAUCACACAGAAUGGAUACUCUAGUGAUGACAAGCAACAAAGCAGCCCAUCUCUGAAUAACUCGGACGCCUCAAAUACAGACAAGGAUAGCUCACAGCAUCAUCAUGAUUUCUCUACAUUCGAUCUGGACAAGGUUCCUGAGUUCGUCCCCGAAACCAAGAAAGACUCGCCACGAUCAGACAAUAGUCAGGAAUCUGUGGGCAAGGACAAAGAUGCUGCAAAGGUAGCUGCCGCAGCUCAGAACAAUGAAGUGGCCCCGAGUCCCACUGUGAAAACAAUCACAGAAAAGGCGGGAGGUGCGGGCUCUUGCCAGACUCAAGAGGUCAAAGUUUAUGAAUUUGACAUAAGUAAAGUGUCACAGGAAGUGGUAUUGGAGACAGACAACAAAACUAUCAUACUGAAAACUUCGCCGACCUCAACACCCGCAGCGGAAGCGGAGAAGACACACGUCGAAAACUCAACGCUGGCCAGUCAAAUCACUCCUGUAGCGGCUACAGAGGACGGUAGAAGCAACACGUCGGAGUCGACAAAACAAGUGUCGACGACUGCGGAAGUGGCGACUCCUCUGUCUUCGAAGGAAACUUCCGAGGGCAAAGGUCAAAAUGUGAAGGAGAAAGAAGCAGAGAAGGAGAAAGAGGCAGAGAAGGAGAAAGAGGUGGAAAAGGAGGGAGCAAGGAAGGUUUCUACUUCUUCUAAUGCAAGUGAGAAGAAACCGCCUCCGUUUGAGAGUCAUUCGGUGGCCAAGGCUAAAGAAGCAGCCGCAUUAAAGCAAGCAGCAGCAGCAGCAGCAGUUACAUCUGAAGAAUCAGCCCAGAACGUCAAAGGAAAAGGCAACAAAAAGAAAAAGAAGGAAAAAGAAUUUGACCGAAAACAAGAAAGCAGCCUGCUAAGUGCAUUCGAGGAGAGCGACUCGAAGCAAACGCAGUCCUCCUCUGCCGCCGCUUCGUCAGCUGCCACGACUGUUGCAGUCCCCGCUGCAGAGCAGAAUGGCACACACAGCAAACCCAGCAGCCUUGCUCUAGAGGGCGGGUCGAGCAGCAGCAACAGCAACGGUCAGACGGCAGCAGGGGGUGCUGAAGGAAAUGUGAACAAAAGCAAGAGUUCGUCGUCAGUUACAUCUCCAGCGGGAAGUGGCAAUGGCAAGGAUGUGGAGACUUCGUGGGAAGACAAGCCUGUGCCAGAUGAGACACCAGAAGAGGAUAAGUCAAAGGAGCUGACAAAGACAAAGAAAUACGACAGAGACUUCCUACUCAGUAUGCAGAAAAAGAACGCCUCCUUGCGUAAAGCAGAUUUCAAAGAAGAGAACGUGUUCAAAGACAUAGUUACACACAACCCCACAUUCCUGCGACCUCUCGACCAGAAUGUGAACACUGCCAGUGACUUCAGAGAGUCGUACGGAGACAGGCAGUAUGGGGGAGGCUACGGGGGACACGGUUCGAUGGGACAUGACGGAAGAGGAGGAGGGAUGGGGCAUGACAACUUCGCACCCGCAUUCCUCAGAGGCAAAAAUGUCGGGGGUGGGCCAACCAAUUCAAGAGGCAAAAACAAUUAUCAGACCGGUAACAUGGGCGGUGGAAAUAAGAGCUUCCGAGGAGACAGAAACAACCAGAUGAAUCAACAGCCCAGAGAGUUCAAGACGAAUCUCAGAGAGCAGCAGCAGACCCUGGAAACAUCCGAGAGUGCAUGGAAAGCGAAAUGGAAGCAAGAUACGAGCAAUAAAUCGGACAUGGAGAUAAAGCACGAUCACAUCAAACGACAGACCAGAGCGAUCCUGAACAAACUGACCCCUCAGAGUUUUUCGACGCUUUCUAAAGAAAUGGCACUGCUGGAUAUUGACUCGGACGAAUUAGUCAGUGAUGUUAUCGAUAUUCUGUUUGACAAAGCGUGCAUGGAAUCCAACUUUGCGGAAGCAUAUGCAAAUAUGUGCAAAACAGUGCUCUCGAUCAGAUCAAACCAGCAGGAUGACAAAUCGAGACAAGCUGCGCAGUUGAACCAGAAUCCCGCAGAAAACCAGAGUCAUGGAGAAUCAGAAGACGAUCCAGUGGUUAGACACUUCAGAAGGUAUCUGCUGAACAGAUGCCAGAAUGAAUUCCAGAGGGAGAAAGACUAUGAAAAGGAGUAUGAUGCCAAGAAAAUUGUCAUCGAGAACAACAAAGAGCAAACCGAGAAAGAAAAGCGUGAAAAACUGGAAAACCUUGAAAUAGAGAUGCGCAAGUCCAAGAAGAAGUAUCUAGGAAACAAUCGCUUCAUCGGAGAAUUGUUCAAGCUCGACUUCUUGACCGAAAAGAUUAUGCAUUCAUGCAUUGAGUCGCUUCUGAAAACGAAGGACGAGGACCGUCUCGAGUGUCUGUGCAAAUUGCUCACAACCAUCGGACGCAAGAUGGACCACGAUGCCGGGCGAAACCUGAUGGACCAGUACUUCAAGAGAAUCGGACAUAUGGUAGCCCAAAAACAGACGUCGUCUAGAAUCAGAUUCAUGCUUCAGGAUGUCAUCGAACUUAGACAGAAUAAAUGGGAGUCCCGAAAAGACACCGCCCCCAAAACCAUCGACCAGAUCCACAAGGAUGCACAGAUGGAAGACUUUGCAAUGAAACAGAAAGCACAAGAGCUGAAGCAAUCUUCACGACAGAUGCAGGGCAACUAUAAUGACAGAAAAUACCAGAGCUCAUACUCCGGAGGUGGCAACAGGAUGAGCAAUUCCGGGCAUCAGUCACAACAGGAGUGGCAAGUACAGACUGCUAGCACGAGGCCAGUGACUGAUGUGAGAGCAAACAUCAGCAAAAUCACAAGCGUCAAGAGCAGCGGAGGACUUGGCGAUUUUAAAUUGGGAGGGGGAAUUCAAAGCAAAUGGAGCAAAGGCAGCCUUGGAGUUGGAGCUAACCGAACUAGCCAGGCUGGCCCCACGUCAAGUCAGGGCAAUUCCAAACCUACAAACAGAUACGUAGGUCUAGACAUGGACGACGAACAGGCACCAGACUCCAACAGGUCGAGCAGUGUCGAUCUGAGAAAUGGUAACCGCGGACCGACCGAACAAGAGCGACAACAGAGUAGAGAAGAUGCAAUCAGAAGUGUCCAGAGCAUUUCUGGAGCGGGAAGAAACAACGCCGGAUCCAGAAAUAUGUCGCCAGCCAAUUCAGGAGGCAGCAAGUGGAGUACAGGUGGAUCGUCGUUUAAGUUCCAGGGACAUACGGGGUCUGGGGGAAGUGGAAGUGGAAGGGACAGUCGGGACAGAUCAGACAAAGCUAGAUCCAUAUAUCCUUCUCAGCCAUUGUCUGGACCAUCAUCUUCAGGGUCAGACAAACGACAGCCGGUCAAAUCGAAGAUUGCGUCUCUGACGGAAGAGCAGCUACAGACCAAAGCGAGAGGCGUAAUCGAUGAGUACAUCGAUUUAGGAGACGCCAAUGAGGAGAUUGAAGUGGUGAACGAAGAGAUACCAGAAGACUCGCGAGCUCAGAUGGUGAAGCACUGCAUCAAUUAUGUUCUGGAGAAGAAAGACAAACACAGAGAGGGCACUGGAAAACUGCUGUUCGAGUUUGUCAAGUCUGGCACCAUCACAGUUCAAGAUUUAGCCGAAGGCAUCACAGAGUCGUUUGCAAACGCGAUCGAUCUCUCGUGUGACAUUCCUCGCAUAUGGGACUAUUAUGGAGUGCUGAUUGCCCCCUCGAUGAUUGGACAGCUGUCCUUCUCCCACAUGCCUAAGAUGCUGAGUGGACUGGUGGAAUAUGACAAGGCCAAGGAUGUUCUCGCACAAAUCACACUCAGGACAGUCGAGCAAAAGAAUGAAGAAUUCGUGAGCAAUGCGUGGAAAUUGGCGAAGUUGGAUUGGAGACAAUUUGUACCGGAUCAUGUGUCAAACGAGUCAAUCUCAGAAUUCCUCAGAGAUCGAAAUCUAGCUUUCCUAGAGUCCUCUGGCAAAUCAUCACAGUCGUCGCAAUCCAAGUCAGGAACAGGCGCUUCAGAUUACCUGACCUCAUUUGAAUCGCACCUAAUGGAUCUAACUCAGAAAGCCACUACCAAAUCGACAGUGCCUGAAAUCUUCGACAUGAUCCAGCGAGAUCUAAGAGACCACAUUGACACACCCGAGUUCAUUGCGCUCCUAACCCGAGUAGUGUGUAAAUCUUGUGUGGUGAAGGGAAAUCCAAUGACGUUUAACGAGACGCUAUUCACAGAGAGGAAAAAUAUUUUGGAGAGAUAUAUAAACAAAGAUCAGACGAAAAUGUUUCACUGUCUGUUAUCUGUACAGUUUCUGGUCACAGAUUUACAGCAUCCUCCAGGUGAACACAUUAAUGGAUCACACUCACCCACCGCUUACCGCUUUAGUCCCGCCUGUAGUAAUCAAGGCGUACUGGACUGUAUUUUCAAAUGCCUUUACGACAAUUUUAUAAUUACGAGUGAAGCCUUCCAAGAGUGGAAAAGCACCAAGGAACCAGCAUACGUGAGAGGAAAGGGCACGUGUGUUUACGAGACGAAAUCAUUUUUCGAGUACCUCGACGAGGAAAGCGACAGUGAUAACUAGGGCAGAAGAAGCUGAGACAAAAGACGGUAUGGGACGGAAAACAUAACCUCUUUACAUUUUUUGGACAACAGAACAGAGAAUUGAGAAUUUGAACAUUCAACUGACUAGACGAAGAGCCACUUGAGCACCUGCUGAUUAUAAUGGAUGACAGAUUUAAUAGUGACCUGUCUAAUUAACUUUCGAUACGCUAAUUGCUAUGCAUUUUGGUUUUGUCGUCCUCUCUUCAUUUUGAGGCUUUGUUUAAAUUUAUCCUUGUUUGUGAUGUUUUUGUUGCUGUUAUUUCCUACAGGUGGUGCUAUUGGAUUUUCAGCAGCUUAAGUGACGCUAUUACAAUACAUGCUAUGAUUUACUAUUUUAUCAUACUUAACUGAAACAUAAACUUUAACCAUACGGAUCUUAUAUCCUCAGUUAACUGCAUUUUACUUGCUAAAAGUGGCAUAUUAUGACAGAAGUUUUAAAUUUUGACAUUGUUUAUUUUUCUCAACAAAAAUCUAUUUAAUCCGAUCCUUUCAGUUAAGCCGUGUUUUAGUUUGUUGAGGAAAAACUUAAGGAUAAACGUUGCUGCUGCUUUAGAUGGCCAUUCUUAAAUGCUAAAGAAUGUCUAAUAAUUUUCGAUAAAAGGCUAUGAAUUAGCCAUCCCAUUAUCCCUGUAUUCAACCGGAGCUACCCCGAAGUCUGCUGAAAACUAACCUAACCCUAAAAACCCACCCACCGCCCGUGAACAAACAUCCACCACUGCAAAGGAUGUUGUCACUGUACAUAAGUUGUUGAUGUUGUUGCUUUCCAUCCAUAAGAGAAGUGCGAGGGCUAAAGAAAAAAGUUGUUGAUUCGAGAUAUGAAUUUAAAUAUUUAAAUUAAA